Molecule: messenger RNA, 1477 nt
Organism: Mercenaria mercenaria
Lineage: Eukaryota; Metazoa; Mollusca; Bivalvia; Venerida; Veneridae
Exons: 2
Coding region: 277-948 (223 amino acids)
Source: RefSeq, a predicted model, not a curated record
CUUUGAACAAAAACGGUUUUACCUCACUAUGAAAUCUUAAGUAAUAUCUCUACUGUUGAUUGUUAAUAUUUCAAACUGAUCCUUUUAAGAACAAACUACUUUUUGUUUUUGUUACUUGAUAAUUCAAGCUGAGAGUUUUAGUUGCAUUCAGAAUUUGUAAACAAAAUGCACCUGUUUUAAAAAGGAUAACAUAUUCGAUUUUAAGUGGCGGCCGGUUGCAUGUUUGACACUUGUUUCAGAUGAAAAGAAAAUUACAACCCUAUCAAUAGUAAAACCAUGCAGUACCCAACCAUUCUUGCUUUUACUUUUGCUACCAUAGUGUCACACAUUACGUGCGCACCAGCCACAAACUACGAUGACAGGACAAUUGACAACAUAAAUGGCCAAACCUUGGUCGACGUUGGAUCCAAAUUCAAUAUUACUAUCUUGAUAGUGAUUGGCAAAGCAAUGAAGAAUAUAGAAAACGAUGUUAAGGAGGCAGCAAUGGAGCUUUGUCGGCUGCAUCCUUGUACAGACUGGAGUCAGUGGUCUGACUGUGAUGUUAGCCCUGAUAAAUAUGGACAAAUUGGGGCUAAAUCACGCACCAGAAAUUGCGGAGGCAAUACUACACUCUGUGAGCGGUACGGGAUAUCAAGACUUGCGUAUGAAUAUGAGGUGUGUGAGAAAUUUUGUCCAAUAGAUUAUACUGUAACCAAAUAUGGAUUUUGUUUGAAAUUUUACGCUGGACCGAAAAAAUGGGACGAUGCUGAAGCAGUGUGCCGAAAUGAUGGAGGGCAUCUCGUGAAUGUUGACUCUGAAAUCAAAGCGCAUGACGUAAACAUGACUCUCGAAGCAAAUUCGUUAUCUGGUACAUAUGCUAAUUUGGUCUGGAUAGAUGGCCGAAGAUCCGUUCAAGGUGGCGCUUGGUCGUAUGGAUAUAAAUCAACAGAUUCGUCCUUUGUAUACUGAGGCGACGAUGACCCAGAUAACAAACCUUCCGACUUGUGUAUGGCGUAUCAAAGAAAUCCCAAUGCAGACUCAAAUAUGUGGCGUUGGUACGAUCAUUAUUGUCCUAACAAGUUCCAGUUUGUGUGUCAGGUCGCUAAGUAAAUGAUUAACUGCUGCAAGAAAAAGAACACAACCGUUUAGAGAGUUGUUUGCAUGUAGAGAAAAUGGAUACGCAUUUAGCUUGAACAUUUGAAAAUUCUGAUACUUGAUAGAUAUUGAUAAACAUUAAAGAUUUCAUAUAUUAAAAAACAACAAACAAAAUGAUACAGUAUAUAAUAAAAGUGUCAUUAUGAAAAUAGUUAGAUCAUACACUUUGUAUUCGGCCCUCAUACAUUUUGCCAGGUCGAAUCACAUUCGGCAUUUGUGCGACUCAUGAGAUUCGAUUUGGACAAUGUCCGCUCGAGCCGAAUACUGCAUCCCAGAUCGAGCUACUGUUAUAAUAACCCUAUUUGAUAAUGAUUAUUAUUAUUGUUAUUAUUAUAUUUACGUU